CGCACUGGCGGGUAGUGCUUCGCUGUUUCGCUUGAAAUCACCCGUGCGUGUGUGCGUGUAAGGGUGUUCGUGUACGCGCGCGCGCGUGCGCGAGCGUAAAACGGUGAACAUACAACCCCCAAAGACAAUGACAAAGUCGAUCUUGAAGCCACGUUUGCAUCGUUCUUUUUGAGCUAUUAGCCGUUUUCGCACGUAAGACAUUGGUCACUCAAAAGCGUCGAGUCGAUAGUUGAACGAGAGCAGUCUCCGCCAUUUUCGCCGAUUCCACGCGAGGAACCCCGAUGAGACUCACUCCGGUCCUGGUACAGUGGUUUGCGCGGCUGACGCCUACGGCCGCACCUCUGAAUUCCACAAACACCAACACAUGACCUGCGAAGAUAGUUGUUAAAAUUCUCGCCGCCGGGCAUCAUUCGGUUAUUUUCUCCGUUUCAAAGUGUUCGAGUCGACCUGGCCGCGCGAGUGUAUACAUAUACCAAGUGUGCGUGUAUGACAGAAGGUACACGUGCAGGUGCGUUGGUGAGGGACUUGGUGUGCGACGCCACUGCGCCGCAUACCAGUGAGGCCCCGGCUUCGGUAGGGAGGGAUAGAAAAGCCUAGAGUGAAUUGAAAAGAAACGACAGAGACGGAGAACGAGAAAGGAGGGGAGGGGGGCGUGUAGAAGGUAGAAGGACAAAGGGAAAAAAAGCAAAGAAGAGACUGAAAGAUAAAGUCAGACACAGACGAGAGAACAGAAAAGAAAAAGAGAGAAAGAGAGCAAAGGGAGUCCGAUACAGGUAGAGGGACUCGCAAGAAGGCGGCCAUAAUGGCCUGACGCGAUCUUGAGCGAUCGGCUACAGCUGCUGCGAAAUAUCCGUGCCGCCGAGUUCCUCUCGCCGUUGCUGCGCGCAGCAUAUUUUGCAACAUCGUGCUGCGAACACAUCGUAUAUGCGGCCUCUGUCUGCCUUUGGAAAGCAGCGGAUUACUACGUAAUCAGCUGCGAGGAGUGUUACCGAGCGGAGUCUCGUGUUAUUCGCUGCCGAGAAUGUGUCGCAUGCCUUGCAUACACACUUAAUAAGUUUCUGAGUCACGUCCGCGACUCGGCAAACGCGCGUGAGAAGGAAUUCGCCGGUUGGUAAUUAACGUUCAGGAAGAUCCAUAUCUUCGGAUGUCGUUGCCAUCAUUGAGAAGAUCGAUGCUUAUCGUGGGACCAACGUACCUCGCAUUGAAAUCUCCGAAAGGUUUCUCCUUUCAAAGCAAUUCUGCUCCAUAUCAAAUAUCGCUUCUAUAACAACGCGUGUCUGAGUUACAUAAAAUAAUUUGUUAAACAAACUUUCUGCCGAAGUUUUUUUCAAGUCAGAAUCAAACAAAUUUUUAACGUAUAUAUGUAAGUAACGUAUAUAUGUAAGCAAUUUCUAAGACGAAUUAUUAAUACAAUAAAUUCUAAUCGUGAUUUUUUUUAUCGCGGAAUUAAUCUUUAAGUUAAUUACGAACCAAAUUAAAGAUGAGGGGAGCUAAUCAGGAUACGGCGACACCAUAUUGUCGAUGCAGAGUACUCUAUCUAGGUAGCUCGGUACCUCACGCAAGCAAAGAGGGACUUCUGGGUGUCCAGGAACCUUUAAGAGAGCUCUAUCCGGAGCAGGGUGCACUGGGCGCACGCGGAAUCGAUUCCUGGCUAAGCGUUUGGAGCAACGGUUUACUAUUGGAGAAUGUCGACGAACAUCGUAAGAAGGUCACGCGGUUCUUUCCUAUCGAUGCGCUUCAUUACUGCGCCGCGGUCAGACACGUCAAAGGUGGAAACAGCGAUUCAUCCAGUACGCGCUUCUUGCCGUUGGACUCACCGUUUGCGCGAACACCCAGUGCCAAUCAUCCGCCCUUGUUUGCCGCCGUGUUACGAAGAACGACCGGCAUUAAAGUCCUCGAAUGUCACGCGUUUAUUUGCAAGCGAGACAUGGCAGCCAACGCCCUGGUAAGGUGUUGCUUCCACGCUUACGCCGACAGUAGUUACGCAAAAGGCCUGGAGCCGUCAUCGGCGACAACCAAUGGAAUUACCACGAGUCAUCAACAAUCAAACAACAGUCUAUAUCAUACUCUAGGUGGCUCAAGCACCACUUUAGACAGUCCUCAAGCGACUCGUUUGGAUACGACGUCGACUGACGACUUGAGCCUGUAUAACGGCGACGAGAAUCACAAGGUCUGGGCGAAGGGUCGCGAUGAAGUUGACGCUCUUUAUCAGGAACAAGGCACCCUGCGAAGCACCAAGGGAUCCAGGCCUCGUCAAUUGAUUGCCCCCCCGCCGCCGCCACCACCGCCGCCUCCUCCCCCGCAACCCUUAUUGCUAGAGGAAUCUUCCUCUUCUUCCGCGCGACGAAAAACUAAUAAAAAAUUGAAGAAAAUGAAGACCCGUUCAUUACACGAAGAUGCAUUACAGCAGCAUCAACAGCAGCAGCAAUUUCUCCAUCAUCAGUUUCAUCAAGGCGUAUAUGCCAAUGGGCAUGGACAUCAUACUUUGGGUCAUCCAAUCAGGCAGCAACACUACCAUCCUCAUCCGCUACCACCCAGUAGUCGAUCCGUCGCCGGUACUCUAGCUAGACCGACGCCGGUGCUUUUAGUACCAGCAGCCACCUUGCCGCGCAAGAGUCAUCAUCAUUCGCGUUUGAGACCGAUUCCGGCUGCGACACCCAUAGUACCGAUCUAUGCUCCUUUACCGGUAGUGCCACCGUCCGCAGCACCAACGACAGCCAUUUAUCCGGCAGGCACGUAUGGCACCGCUGGAAACAGAAGCAGAAGACAUCCGGAGACAGAUAACUCGACCUUAAGCACAUCCAAAAGAUUAGCUGCUUCUCACGCCGAUCUUACCGCGCCGGAAAUCGCCCGGCAGGCAGAUAGUCCGGAGAACGAGUCUCGCUUUGGUACCGGCAUAUAUCGGCGGAAGGGUCAUCUGAACGAAAGAGCCUUUUCUUACAGCAUCCGUGCCGAACAUCGGAGCAGGAGUCAUGGUAGCCUAGCCUCUUUGGGUUUUAGCGCUCAGAACGGCAAUGCGGUGCCAAAAGAAGAGAAAAAGGAUCGUGAGAUCGCUCAGCUGGUUGCCGGAUUAAGUCUAAAUGAAGGCUCGGAGCGAACGCAGGCUUCAAAUUCGAGGGGAGGAUAUCCUCAUCAUCAUCAACAACAGCAGCAGAUACAACCGCUGCCUAGGCCGAGACCCCGUUAGAAUCAUUACCUGAGAUUGACCUGCAGUGUCAAGCUGUCGAGAAAUUUCUAAGUGAUUCAAAGCGAAUUCUAAAUAUAUUUCAGAAGACGAAAAAAACAUCAUUAAAAUAGCGCUUUUAACCUUGAUGUGAAAUUGACAUAUGUGUUCACCUUGUUAAAUGCCUCUCUUUAUUAGAUAAUUUAUUGUCGUAAAUUCAGUUGAUUAUUCUACUAAUCUUCUAUUGUUAAAAUGCUAAAAAUAGACGAACAUGAUGCAUUUGAGUGCCUAAAUAACUCUUAAUGAUUACAAAAAUAAUAAUUAAUAAUAAUUAUUUAAUCAUAAAAAUUCUCUCUUCUUGAGAAUUCUCUUCUUUUAUUUACUGAUGGUGCUGCUGUUGGAUGAUUGUUCAACAAUGAAUCUCACUUUUUCCGGUCGAUCGCGUUGACGCAAGAGCGAUUUUGUCUGGAUUAACAAACAUCUCUUUGCAACUUACUUUUCCAAGCGUGACACUAGUGUUACAACGAUUUUCUGUUCUGUCAUCGUGUAAAAAAAAUUUCAACGCAAAAAGUUGAAAUUCUAAUAUUCCAUAGCAAAGUUUAUCUAACAGUGUUAUAGCAACAGACAUACUUUAAAUUAUGCUUCUUAAUUAACAAUACCGAAUUUUGAAAAUAAAAAAUGCUAUAAAAGCUUUUUUUAUUUUGAUUAUUUUCAAUUUCUGAUUAUAUUUCAAAUGUAUUUGAAAAAUUUUAUUAAAUCAGAUUAAUGUAAAAAAAAAAAUUGAUGAAGCAUCUUAGAUCACAUGAUGACAUAAUAUCUCGAGAAACGCAACAACCUUUCUAUCACACGAGCUUACUAAUUAGAGACUAUAAUUAGUGUCGCCUUACGAAUGAGACAGUUCUGCUAUCUGAAGCUCAUUAAAUGAGAGUGCGAAGCAUGCAGUAGAAUACUAUAUAUUUUCUUUGCAAAAAUAAAUCGAAAGAUUUACGAAAAAAUAUUUUAAUGUUGCCGGUAUUAGGUUAUUUCCUUGGACAUUUUGUGAUACAUUCAUAUUUUAAAUAUCAAAAAAAUUUCAAUCGCAUUUUAAUUUUUAUUUUGUCAUAUAUAAUUAACUAAAACAUUUUACUUUUUUACAAAUAGUAUAUAAUAUUUUAACUAAAUAUAUUAUAAUUGAAAUCUAUAUUAUAAUUGAAUAUGCAUAUAAUAUUUCAUAUAAUUUGAGACAAAAAGUAUAAGUCAAGUAAGAUGUGACAUAAAAAACAGAUCAAAGUCUGAUUAAAGAAAAAAUUCCGAUAAUUAUAUCCGCGAGAAAGAUACGCGAGUUACAUCUACCGAGAAAAAUGUCCUUGGUUAUGACAUUUUGCGGCCGACACGCUUUUAUUGUAACGUAUUAGUACUAAUGUCGUAGAUAAAGAUUUAAACGCAAAAAGAAUCUCGUCGAUACCGGCUUUGAGAUGUGAAUUUUUCACAGCGCUUGAAAGACUUUUAAAAGUCAUCACACGUCUGAAUAUAUUUAUAUGAUAUGAAUAUAUUUAUAUUAUAUGUAUGCUUAUUACCGUGUGUUUGUCAACUUGUUUUUAAUAUUGUCGAUGAAAGAAUUAUACUCGACCUUUCAAAAGUUGAAGCAAGUUACUUUGCAAAAACAUGUUUUUAAAGAUAGGAGAUGAUUAUGUCGUAUUAUAAAAAAUUAAUUCUGCCUAUAAUACUGAUGCAAAUGCGCUCACCGAUUAAAAAUACUUAAUGCGUCGAAAUUUUCGUGUACAUGUCAAAAGAUCUUAAUUAUUCAGACGCUACGCUACAAUUAACACUUUCGUUUUAAUCACCUUGUCCUGUGGUUACGUAAAUUAUAUCAUUCUAAUGCUGUUUAUGAAUCCUUGAAACUCCAAAUAUCCAAAUUUUGUCAACGUCGCAGAUUUAGUUUCUUUAAUUUAAAAUAUCAUUUAAAAAUAUAAAUGACGCGCUGCGAAUAUUUUAAAUAAUUCAUAUACGUGUUAUUCAAUGAAUAAUUUAGUCAGAAAGUAUGUAAAAACAAUUGUCCGUUAUUAUGUAACUAAUAUUCAAAUGCUGCUCAGAAGAGCGUUUCUUCUUCGAUCGGUACGUCACCAAGCGCGUCGAUUAUGAACGAUAAAAAAAGAUUUCACCUUUCGCCGUAAAUUUCUCCGAGCGGUAUAACAAUAGACGUUAUGCAGAAAAAUGUCGACAAAGAGUGUACAACCAAAAAAAUUAACAAUUAAAUUUCAUAAGUUUCGUAACUUUUACGAGAUAUUGAAAAAUUGUAUUUAAAAUUGUAUUGGAAAUAACUUUAAUAAUAUAUUUGCGACAUUUCUCUUUUUCAUAAGCGAUAAAAAAACAGUAAAAACGAAAAUAAUCUUUAGAUUUUCAACGAAUGCAUUGCGAAAUUGAAAAAUAUUUUUGUCGUUCCGAGUUAGUGUUCGAUUAAAAAAAUAAUAUUUAUGUAGAAAUUCAGAAUGAUAGUCAACGAUGCCGUCUUAGGCAUCGUCGGUUAUAAGGUGGCAUUGUGGCUAUUUAAUCGAUGCCUUCAAACAGAAAGUUGCAACGACACGUAGGCAUCGUUAAUGCGUCAUCGCUGAUUCUCGUUCACAGCGGAAGUAUUAUGUAAAUCGGAAAACUGCAAGCAGCAUUUCUUUAGAGAACGUUUCUUUUAUAGAAUCUUUUAUAGAGAACGUUUUUACAUCAUCAGAAAAAAAAGCCAUAAGUCAUAUUCCUGAUUACGUGCCUAACGAGCGAUUAAAUAUCGCCACAUUAAAUUACAGUCAAUUAUCUGACGAUCAAUUAUCUAAUUGUAAAAAAAGAAAGGCAUUUGAAAAUUCAAACACGACAAUCGCAUGGAAGCAAAUAUAAAUUCCACGUCACUGAUUAUUAUCGUGCACGCCAGGCGUACACAACAGGCGCGCGAAGGAUGCACACUUUAUUAGUCACCUGACUAUCGUUACCACGUUGUUUCCACGUCAAGGCUGCUACGCGGUUAUAACAUAAUUCUCUCACAAUCAGUUCUUUUUUUACCGCGCUCUUUCUAGACAUCCAAACAACUUUGCGACUCUUGAUAAAAAUGUAUGUCGUCUAUGGCAAGGACUAUUAUAUUGCUGUAGCUACUAUAGUUGCUGAAGUAGAAAGUGAGUGUAAAAUAUUUAUGAACCGCACAUCACGUGAGUGCGCAUUCGAGUAUAGAUACGAGUACAGUGAUAUAGAUCAUAUCUAUAUAAAAAUAUUUAUCAAAUAAGCCAGACAAAGUUAUAAUUAAGUAAACAUGCCAUUAAAUUGCGCGCAGAAAGAUCAGGCGGAGUCUCGGUUCUGGUCGACACAAAUAACGAUUACAAAUAGAAAAAUGCAUAGGGAGAGAAAUUUAUAUCUAUAAUCAUAUUUAUAAAUAUAAAUUUUUUGCCAAACAUGAAAUAUAUAUUUAUUUUAUUAAGAAUUUAUUGAUUUCGAGCAAACAAGAAAGAGAUCUAAUAAAAUAUAAAAUAUUUUAUUGAAAUUUUUCAACGAGUACCACGUACGAAUGAAGGAACGAAUUUUAAAGCAAAUUUCGAUGCCGGGCAUCACGCUUGCUCGGACACGAGACGCGUUAUUUCACUUAUGGUGCAUUAUAUGUACUAUGCACGCGAAUCUUUCCAUCGUUGUCGUCGUCGUUGACUACAUUCCGUUCCCCCGUGUAAUUUUCAGGGUUAACCGCAAAUGUUGUACGCGAUACUCUAGUUUCAGAAUUGCAACACACAACCGGUAGAAUGCAAAUCACCUUGAUUGGCAGUUCAAAUGGAGCGCGCUUCCUCUCCCGCGAUAAAAAUGCUUUUUAAUCAUUUCAUUAUUUCCGAACGAAUCGAAAGUUGGAUUUAAAUGUUUAGACAACAUUCUCCAAGAAAGUCUGGAGCGCUCUGGAUGUUCUGUGUGUAUGAGAAAAACUACUGAAUUAUUAGACUGUAACAUAUUUAAAAAAAGAGAGAGAGAGAGAAAGAAAUGCGUCGGUGAAACAAUCUUAAAGUUGAUUCGCAUGAGACAAAAAAUUUUGUCUUGAUAGAACGAGAAAUAAUAAGAUUAAAAGUGAAAGAUAUUUUCAAAUGUUGCGUUGAUAAGAAUUAUAAUAGUAAUUAUUGGAAUUUUUAAGAAAAAAAAAUACUAAAAAAAUGGCAGAUAAAAAGGCCAAAAAACAUAAGGACGUCCAAGAAAUAAUAACACGUUUUUUUUUUUAGAAACGUGUUAUUUUGUUAUUUUACAAUUUUUUUUUAUUCUUGAUAGGAAAAAAGUUUGAUAUUUCCAAAUAAAUUUCCGAGGUGGGAAUUUAUCAUCUUUCAUGUAUUCUAGCGUUUCCUCGCCGGAAUAUAGCCAUUGUACUUAUAUAUAUAUAUAGAAUAAUAAUAAACUUUUUGUAAGAAACAAUUUAUAAUUUGUAAUUAUAGCUCGUAAUAUUAAAAUAUAUAAGACGCUAUAAAUAGUAUAAAUGCUAUCAAUAUUAUCGUAGAUAUAGCCAGAUAAUGUAACCGUAAAAUUAUGUCGAUUUAACAUUCCGUACACUUGGACAAUUAUCAUCAACCGUCUUCCAUAAAGUUUCCAUAAAGAUUCUAUAUGCGCUCGUAUACCAAAUUGUCAAGUCAAACUAAUAUACCGAAUACCAAUGUAUCCGAUAAUAACGUACUAACAUAUUACGUGCGAUAAUGUACCCAAAUUUAUUUUGCAUCUAUCGUUUGAUAAACGAAUGGCUUACAAUGAAUAGAACAAAUAAGUAUAACAAAUAAAAAAAAUUAUAUAUAUUGGCAAAAAUACGCACAGUCGACAGACUGAAGAUAAUGGAUUUAUUUUUUUAUUCUCAUUAUUUUAAUCUCUUCUUGUUGUAUUAUUAUCGAUAAUGCGUAUUUUAUUUCAUUGUGUGUCUAGGUUUAAAUAAUACGCGCGUGACAAGCUGCAUUACCAGUCGAUCGCAUAAGAGAGGACACACGUAGCGGUACACGAACGUGUCCGAGGAAUAGUACAUCGUUCUUCUUUUUACUUCUUAUCGCCCUUUCGCCGGUUGUUGGCUGAGAAGAACACCGCCGGAAGAACGGUGCUAAGUUAAGGGGGACGAAACGCAUUUGAAAGAAUGCUAAUGGCAUCCGGAUGUCGGCGCACUAUUCCACGACCUUGCAGCUUUUCACAGCAAAAUGAAAAAUUGCAUAGUUGCUUCUUGCAAUGAAAUAAAGAUCGUCAUUUCACUGGACGAUUGAUUGUGUAUGUAGUAUAUAUGGAAUGUAUGUGUGCGUGAUUAUGAGUAUACGCAGGAACGCAACAAUCUAUUUAAAAACGAUUGCGCCGCGCAAUUAUAAGACGCCUGUCACAUUAAUUUUAUUAAUCCUCGCGUCUGAGACGAGCACUGAUAGGAAUGUGCCAUGGAGAAUGCGAAACAAGACUCAUUAUGUUUAUAACUGCGUACGGUAUGCAUACACGGGGCACGGCGAAUGGCAAAGAAUGAGGAUGCAUUAUCUCCUCCGCCAGGAGAAAAUGCGAAAAUACAUGACGUUGCGUAAGCCGCGCUUUUCCUUCGCGACGAAAGUGCGCCGCGGGCUAAUUCCGCCGCGUGUGUGCACGCGUAUACUUAGAUUAAUGUCAUAAGAAAAAUACGCAUGUGAAUAUAUUGUACACGCGUUUUGUCGCAACACAAAUAAAUAUCAUUAACUGAAAAAA
Molecule: messenger RNA, 8836 nt
Organism: Cataglyphis hispanica
Lineage: Eukaryota; Metazoa; Arthropoda; Insecta; Hymenoptera; Formicidae
Exons: 1
Coding region: 1481-3187 (568 amino acids)
Source: RefSeq, a predicted model, not a curated record